Molecule: messenger RNA, 427 nt
Organism: Hyphopichia burtonii NRRL Y-1933
Lineage: Eukaryota; Fungi; Ascomycota; Pichiomycetes; Serinales; Debaryomycetaceae
Exons: 1
Coding region: 33-377 (114 amino acids)
Biological process (GO): succinate metabolic process; mitochondrial respiratory chain complex II assembly
Cellular component (GO): mitochondrial intermembrane space; mitochondrion
Source: RefSeq, a predicted model, not a curated record
GAACAUUGGCCAUGAGACCAACUUUAGUUAGAAUGAUAAGGCCUCGUCGCCCAGAAAGGAAAGCACCUCCAUUGUUGCCACCUUUGAAACUCUACAAGGCUAUAUUGAGAACCCAUGUACAUAAGUUACCCAUUGAAUUAAGAUCUUUGGGCGAUGAAUACGUGAAAGCCGAAUUUAAAGCCCAUCAAAAUAUCGACAACCCAUUGCAUAUCGUUGGGUUUUUAACCCAGUGGCAAGAUUACUUGAAAAAUUUGGAUGGAGGCUCAUGGCAAGAAGGAAAAUUGAGUCAAGAAGACUUGGAUAAGAUGUCACCGGAACAAGUGAAUCAAUUAUAUGAAUUAAUGUUAGAAACGAAAAGACUUGGUAGUGAAGGUUAGUGAGUGUAUAUAGCUAUUCAUAGUAUUAAAUAUUUAUUACAGUGAUCUAU